Molecule: messenger RNA, 1209 nt
Organism: Adineta steineri
Lineage: Eukaryota; Metazoa; Rotifera; Eurotatoria; Adinetida; Adinetidae
Source: the annotation of a GenBank genome assembly
AUGAAAACAUAUCGGAUAUUAUUUACUGUUAUUCUUCUCAUUGGUUUAUGUAGACCUAGUGAAGGACUUUUUAAUAGUGUAUCACUUCAAGAUUAUAUUGAUAGUUUUGUUGAUGCUGCUAAAUUUAAAAUCGAAGAAAAAUUAAGUCUUAAUGAUUCAACUAUCAGUCACAUAUGGUCUUAUUUUAAAACAAAAUAUAAUCGUGUUUAUUCAUCAAUCGACGAAGAGAAAGAACGUUUUCGUGUUUUUCGUGAUCAUCUUCGUUAUGUACUCGAAUCAAAACUUGAAAAAUUACGUACAUAUGAAUUAGAAUUAAAUGAAUUUGCUGAUUGGACAUUAGAAGAAUUUGAUUUAUUUAAAAAAGGUUUAAUUAUUUCAACAAGUUUACGACGUAAUAUUAUCGAUAAUCAACAUCAUUAUCAUUUGAGAAGAAUAAAACGAAAUUUAAAUAAAAGACGAUAUAAAAAUAAGCGUUUCUUUCGUGACUGGUUUUCAAAUUUAAUUCAUGGGAAUGAUAAAAAUAAUAAUCAAUCAACAGAUUUAUUUGACUGGCGUACGAAAAGUAUUGUGAGUAGUGUUAAAAAUCAACUUAAAUGUGGAUGUUGUUAUGCAUUUGCAACAGCAACAAUUUUGGAAACACUUUAUGUAUUAAAAACAAAAUCUCAAAAUAUUAUUGAUUUUAGUGCACAACAAAUAGCUGAUUGUUCAAGUAAUGGAAAUAAUGGAUGUAGUGGUGGUAAUUUUCCACCAAGUGUUCGUUAUUUAUUAGGACAAGGUGGUAAAAUAGCUACCGAAGCAUCCUAUCCCUAUGCUGGAAAAAAACAAACAUGUCAAACAAAUAAUCUUAAUCAAAUUGAUCUUGGUAAUAUUGAAUAUGGUGCAAUUCCUGAAGGUGAUGAAAAAAAUUUAGCUGAAGCACUUAUGAAUUAUGGUCCAAUAUUUAUUGGACUUGAUGCUGAUUCAAAACGUUUUAUGUUCUAUAAAUCCGGUGUACUUCAAAUUAAAAAUUGUCCAACACGUCGACAAGAUAUGGAUCAUGCUAUGGUCGUUGUGGGUUAUGGUUACGAUAAUAUACUUAAAAUUCCUUAUUGGAUUAUAAAAAAUUCUUGGGGAACGAAAUGGGGUGAACAUGGUUAUUUACGUUUAGCUAAAGAUUCUGGAAAUAUGUGUGGAAUUGCUUCGAUGGCAUAUUAUGGUAAAUUAACAUAA